AUGGAGGGCUGUCAGAAGGCAACGGAAGCAGGGGUGUCCGACGUCAGGGACAUGAUCCGGUACUGGUCAGGGUCGGGCCGGACGCGGAUUCCGGAAAGGUUGCAGGCGACAGAGGAAUCAGAACCGAGAGCGACGCCGAUCCUGAGGGGAGCGAAAAGCGUUAGGCAAGAGAUGGACGAAGAGAGGGGCCUUCUGGGCUUUCCGAGGAAACCGGAAGGGAACGGGGGGAAGCUGAAAACGCAACGGUGCGAAGGCACGUCGGAAAGCAUCAAUCCGAAAACAAGAAAGGAAGUAAGCCGGAGGAUGGCCGGUGGGGAGCUACCGGGGGUGGGAAUGAAACAACGGAAGCGGAGAAUGGAGAUUGGAGUGGAGAAGGCCGCGAAUAACGAGGACGUGGCAGAGCGGAGCGUUCCGGUCGCAGUAAAAGCAGCGAAAUUGCAGAGGACGGAGGCGGCCGGGAACGGCGCAAAAACGGCGGAGCGGAGCGUUCCGUUCGCAGGAAAAAUAACGAAACGGACGGAACAAACUCUGGGACGUCUCGCUGGACGGAACGGAGUCGGACGGAACGAGGUCGGACGGAACAAGCCUAGACAGAACCAAUCUGGACAUAAGGGUUUGGAUGAACCUAGUGUGGACGGAACCAGCCUGGACGGAAAUAAUCCGGACGGAACUGCUUUCGGCGGAUCCAGCUUGGACGAAACCAAACUGGACGGAACCAAUCUUGGAGAAAGCAGCCAGGAAACAACCGCUUUGGAUGCCAGAUUGGACAGAACAAGCUCAACCAUGGCCAACGCGAUCGGAACUAUCUGGGCGGAACCAGCUUGGACGGAAGCAGCCAGGCCGGAAGAAGGCGUUUGGAACGGAAACGUGUGCGGCAGAAGUGGGCCGGAAUCUGGCGGAACGUCCUCGUCGCAGAAGCUAAAGUUGGAAGGGGGUGCGGAGGAAAGGGCCGUGUCCGCGAGGAAGGCGGAACGACGUUCCGCCGCAAAAGCGGAAGCUUCCGCCAUCGCAGCGGACCUGCCGGAGUCCGAGCAGCUCUGA
Molecule: messenger RNA, 1041 nt
Organism: Klebsormidium nitens
Lineage: Eukaryota; Viridiplantae; Streptophyta; Klebsormidiophyceae; Klebsormidiales; Klebsormidiaceae
Source: the annotation of a GenBank genome assembly